This is a messenger RNA of Postia placenta MAD-698-R-SB12, 597 nucleotides long. RefSeq lists its product as hypothetical. The record is from RefSeq and is a predicted model, not a curated record. Bases 1 to 597 code for a protein of 198 amino acids. Lineage: Eukaryota; Fungi; Basidiomycota; Agaricomycetes; Polyporales; Adustoporiaceae. The transcript has 7 exons.
AUGGAUGCCUCGGACCUAUGGGAUGCAAACGCGACCCGAUAUCUCGAAGGCGAAGUCCGUUUGAUAUGGUUUGCCCCAACAUCUUUCGUCAAAUACACCUUCCUGUUCAACCGAUACCUCGUUCUGGCGACACUCAUUACGGUUGCUGUCGAGAUGUGUGGUUUUCUUGGCAAAAUCUUCACUGACGAUAUGCUCUUCGAGAUAUUCGUGCUGGGUUCAAUUGCGCUGAAUGCAUUGGACAGGCCAACUGCAGCAAACACGCCAUUAGUAAAGGCUUUAAACAGCGAUGGCUUGGGAUACUUCGUGGCUGUGACCUGUCUUCGGAUUUUGAACAUCGCUCUUGCUUCUGUGGGUCGCCCGACAUUCACAAUCCUUGGCGUCUUUCGGUCCCUACUACGCCUGCGUGCCGUGGAGAUACAAGCACCAGCAGACGCGCCGUCGGCGGUGCGUUCUGCGUCUCCCUUCAUGCUAGGCACCUCCCGCCAGCCGAACAUGGGUAUAAGAGAGAGCAUGUAUGACAUGGAGGGCGCUGUAGAAGAGCUCGUUCUUGUCAAAAUCGGGUCCAAUGAUGACUUCGACAACGACACGGGAGCCUGA